Messenger RNA from Cucurbita moschata (crookneck pumpkin), 780 nucleotides. RefSeq lists its product as uncharacterized. The record is from RefSeq and is a predicted model, not a curated record. Gene Ontology annotation, molecular function: nucleic acid binding; zinc ion binding. Lineage: Eukaryota; Viridiplantae; Streptophyta; Magnoliopsida; Cucurbitales; Cucurbitaceae. Bases 1 to 780 code for a protein of 259 amino acids. The transcript has a single exon.
AUGGCCAAGGAAGCCUGGAUCAUGCUGAAAAACAUGAAUCUAGGUGCGGAAAGAGUGAAAGAAGUUAGAACGCAGACUCUCUGGCGGGAGUUUGAAGCGUUGAGGAUGGGUGAUUCAGAAAGUAUUGAUGAGUAUUUUGGAAAACUCACCAUUAUUGUCAACAAAUUGAGAGGCCUCAGCAAUACUGUGGAUGAUAUCCAAGUAGUUAAGAAACUUCUACGAUCCACCUCUGCAAAGUUUCUUCAAAUUACCUCAACGAUUGAGGAGUUCAGUGAUCUCAAAACGAAAUUCGUUGAUGAGAUUAUUGGAUCACUCAAGGCACAUGAAGAAAGGUUGCAAGGGUUUGGAGAAAAAUAUGAAACCGUUCUCCUCACUCAUGCAGAAUGGAAGGAACGAGAGACUGCAAAUUCCUCAAAGAAAGAAUGGAAGGAUCAAGGCAGUUCCAAAGGAGGCCGGGGACGGGGUCGCAAAAGAUGGAGAGGCCGUAGGAGAAGUGACUGGCAUCGAGGAGAUGAAGGAGACUCGCAAACUGAAAAGAAGAGAUUUGACAAGAGUAAAAUUAAAUGUUUCAAGUGUCAGAAAAUGGGACACUUCGCAUCAGAGUGUUCCACAAAAGACGAACAACUCAACCUGAUAGAGAUGCAAAAGGAUGAGGAAUCUUCACUGCUGAUGAUAGAGGCGUGUGAAAUUAAAACCACACAUGACAAAGAGCCUAAUUUUGUGAUGUUGAAUGAAACUAUAGUGCCGCCACCAGAAAAUAUUGGAGCUGAAAAUUCCUAG